CUUAAAUAGCUGUCUAUGUGACAUUCGCUUUGGGAUCCAAGUUCCUAUCUACUCCAUUUCUGUAUUUCUCUGCUGUAGCUUGAUCUCACUCCACCAUGGCUCCCACUAUUUCCAAAGACGAAACAAGGGCAUUGUUCGCCUCCGCUCUAUCAGAAAUGUAUCGCCGCGAGGUCCCCCAGUACGGAACUCUCCUUGAGCUCGUCUCCGAUAUCAACAACCGCAAUUCCAAUUCAAACGGCGUCAGCACUGGCGACCCCUUGCAGAAUCAACCGCGCAUAGAGGUUGAACGCCACGGCGCAAUCCGUCUAGGCAAGCCCGAGGAGCUAUCUACUAUGCGCCGCCUAUUCGCUAUUAUGGGAAUGCAUCCGGUAGGCUAUUAUGAUCUAACUGUUGCCGGUCUGCCCGUGCACGCGACAUCCUUCCGGCCGAUUUCCCACGCAAGUCUCUCAGCGAACCCAUUUCGGGUAUUUACUUCGUUGCUGCGGCUGGAUAUGGUCAGUGAAGAGGGCGGCCUGCGAUCAACUGCCCAAGAGAUUCUAUCCCAGCGCCAGAUCUUCACGCCACGAUGUUUAGCAUUACUCAACGAACUAGAAUCAGAGGAAUCCUAUCCCAGGCAGAAGGCUGAAGAGCUGCUGCAAGAAGCCCUCGAGACAUUCCGCUGGCACAAAUCCACCACUGUCGACAAGGAGACAUACCAGGCCUUACAAGCUGCACAUCCACUCGUUGCAGACGUCGUCUGCUUCCGCGGCCCCCAUAUAAACCAUCUUACACCGCGCGUGGUGGACAUAGAAGCUGCACAGAUUGAAAUGCAAAAGCGUGGACUCAAUGCAAAAGACCAUAUUGAAGGACCGCCGGUCAUGAAAUGGCCAAUUCUCCUCCGGCAAACUAGCUUCCUGGCGCUGGAAGAGCAGAUCACAUUUUCAGAUGGGACACACCAGGCUGAUGGGAAGCACAAGGCGCGAUUUGGUGAAAUCGAGCAGCGAGGAAUGGCCCUAACGCCGAAGGGUCGACGGCUGUAUGAUGAGUUAAUGGGGCGUUUUCAUCACAGCUGCAAUAAUAGUGGAAGGCAGACGGGCUCAGAUCCCAGGUCAAGCGAUGAUAUUCUCCGUGAAAUAUUCGAGGAAUUUCCAGAUGAUUUGGAAGCACUUCGUCGAGACGAAUUGGCUUACUUCCGCUACCAUGUGCAGACACCCCGAGCAAUCAGUAAUAAUAGAGACCUAAGCGCCUUGGUCAAAGCGGGCACAGUACAGGUCGAGCCCAUCACAUAUGAGGACUUCCUCCCUAUUAGUGCUGCCGGGAUCUUUUGCUCGAAUCUUGGCUCCCUGUGCGCAAACACGAAAGCUGCCAAUUCGGAUCGCACGGCCUUUGAGCGAGCAUUAGGCUGCACUGUACAGAGCGAGUUUGAGGUGUAUGAAACGAUUCAGAAGGAAAGCAUAGAGGAGUGUUGGGAAAUUCUGAAAUCCACAAGUUAGCACUAUCCAUCUAUUUAUGUAGACUCUAUCAAAUUCUGAACAGUUGCACACUGCAUUACAGCAGAUCCAGAACAUCAUAGUAAAUUGCAAGGAAGAUGGCCAUCUAUCAAAGAAGAUCAUGCAGGUCAAGACCUUGAGUGGUCUCAUUCGGUUUCCCAAAUAUGCUUGCAAAGGACGAGUCAAGACAUUCGUGAUAAUCAGAGCUAUAAGUGCGGCGAUAACUGGAGAUAUCAGUGCCAAGAAUCCAU
Molecule: messenger RNA, 1720 nt
Organism: Aspergillus versicolor CBS 583.65
Lineage: Eukaryota; Fungi; Ascomycota; Eurotiomycetes; Eurotiales; Aspergillaceae
Exons: 1
Coding region: 96-1472 (458 amino acids)
Molecular function (GO): oxidoreductase activity
Source: RefSeq, a predicted model, not a curated record